Molecule: messenger RNA, 1484 nt
Organism: Hyalella azteca
Lineage: Eukaryota; Metazoa; Arthropoda; Malacostraca; Amphipoda; Hyalellidae
Exons: 3
Coding region: 1-483 (160 amino acids)
Source: RefSeq, a predicted model, not a curated record
AUGAUUCAUGAUGUCAAUUCAUCGGGGAGUUCGGCGUUGUCGCCCCGCACUGUAUCGCCGGACGACGCGCGCCUCAUCGCGGCCAUCAGCACGUGGACGCAGCUGAGUUUCGUCACGUCCAUCACGACGGUGCCUCUGACGUGCACCCUCGCUGUCCAGAGUACCGUGGCGUGCAAGAAAAGACGCAGAUACGGAGGCAGAAAAUUCAGCCUGAUACCGAAUUUCAAUGAGGAAAGUUCCGUGCCGGCAGUGGACGGUUCAAUGAACUUAGUCUCGUCUCCCGCCUCCCAAGACGACUUAGAAGCGAACACGGAAGACAAAAAUGACGAAGAAAGAUCCGGACGACUCGCCCUGACUGUGUGGCGAUCGUUCACCUCCACCUACACGAUGAUCAUGACCUCCACCAACAAUGCAGUGACUUUCUCCGUGUCUAUCGCGUGCACGAUCCAAGGGGCGAGCUUCCCUGCUCCAUGCGUCGGUUGAUCUAGAAGCAUGGGCAAGGGUUGGGCAAUUUGAUGGAAGCACCUAACAUUGUGACGUAAUAUUUCAAUAUGGUAUAAUUUAGUAUAUUUUAAUUUCAUUUGAGGUUCUUGAUUGCUUAUUGAAGCAACGUGUUCCCAGACAUUACCGUGUUCCCAGACUUUAAUUCUACCGAGCGCAUGUAGGAAAACAGUCAAAAAGAUGCACAUGCAUAUGGUCCUGACUGAUUUGCAGAAUCAAUAAGAAAAGAACUGGGGAAUAAUUCCACUUGAGUACAUAAUAAUUCCAUUAGAGUAGAGCACAUUUCCUCAAAAAUUUGAGGCAGUAUUUACUGGCAAUGGAUGCAAAUUAUGGACAACAACAGGAUGCAAAUUAUGGUCUGCUGAUUUUUAAUGUUUUUCCACUUCUGUAUCCAAAGGACCACACGUUAUCUGGCAUGGAAAUUGGUAUUAAUUUGUUUCAUCCAUAUAGAUUUUAUGGAUCGCGCCGCAAAUUUCAAUUUUUGACUCAGUUUAGCUUAAUACUUCAAUUUAUGCAAAAAAGCUCAUCAUAGUUACAUAUUCUUGGCUAUCAACAAUGCGAAUGCCGAGCGAAAAAAAUCAGAGUAUCGAGACUUGUGCAGUACACUCGAAUUUCGAAGUCGCGAUAAGAGACUGCGGCGUCUAAUAUGUUUCUUCAAUAAAUUUGUAUCGCAAUCUAUGUAACGUCCUUAAAUAAAUCAUUUUAUUAGUUUUAGGCCGAAUCUUAAGUUCGUUUAAGCUCAAUAAAUUUAUAUGGCAGAUAAAGCAAGUGGAAUAUCUAUGUAAAGUCCUUCAAUAAAUCAGUUUAUUAGUUUUAGCCAGAAUCUUAAGUUCGUUAAAAAGGAAAAAGUAUUGUUGAGAAUUGCCACUUCUAAAUUUCCUGUUUCUCCCGAAUAUCGCGAGCUCCAUAUAACGUUAAUGGUCUCGUCUGUAUGUUAAAUAUAAUUUUGUAAAUUUCUUAUAGUAGUAGGGGUCAAAAUAUAA